Messenger RNA from Macrosteles quadrilineatus (aster leafhopper), 2082 nucleotides. RefSeq lists its product as uncharacterized. Gene Ontology annotation, molecular function: nucleotide binding; DNA-directed DNA polymerase activity; DNA binding. The transcript is spliced from 2 exons. The record is from RefSeq and is a predicted model, not a curated record. Gene Ontology annotation, biological process: DNA replication. Bases 1 to 2082 code for a protein of 693 amino acids. NCBI's taxonomy places the organism in Eukaryota, Metazoa, Arthropoda, Insecta, Hemiptera, Cicadellidae.
AUGAAGCCUGACUCGAGAAAGCCAAAGUCAAAAGAUUUUCUGUUUAUUUUCUUUGACUUGGAAACCCGUCAAGAUGAGUCCCUGCCCUCAGAUCCCGAGUCUAAAUUGCAUCAAGUAAACUUGUGUGUGUCCCAACAGUUUUGCUAUCAGUGUAUUGAGGCUAAAUUUUGUAUGGCUUGUAAAAAUCGAACAAGAGUCUUUAAAUCUGAACCAGUCAUUCAGUUCAUGGACUAUGUAAUGCAGGUCCGUAAAAAUUUCAAAGAUGUCUGUGUAAUCGCACACAAUGGGCAGGGCUUUGACUUCCAAUUUUUGCUCAAGUAUGUGCUAGAAGAUACAAAGUUCACCCCGAAACUUGUAAUGCGGGGAACUAAGGUAAUUUUGAUGGAAAUUGACAAUGUGAGGUUUGUUGAUUCACUUAGUUAUUUCCCUAUGCCUCUUGCUGCACUACCUAAAGCAUUUGACCUGCCUCCAGAAAAGAAGAAAGGCUAUUUUCCCCACCUUUUCAACACCCUUGAGAAUCAAAAUUAUGUGGGCCCUAUGCCGGCAAAGGAGUUUUACUGUCCAGAAUCUAUGUUUGAAAAAUCACACAAAGAUUUUGAAAACUGGUAUAAUGAUCAGGUUGCAAACCACGUUACAUUUGACUUUAAAAAAGAAAUCCUCGAGUACUGUAUCUCGGAUGUUGAUAUCUUGGCUCAAGCUUGUUUAAAGUUCCGUUCAAUUUUCCUGGAAGAGUGUAAUGUGGACCCGUUUCUCGAGGCUGUGACCAUCGCCAGCGCAUGCAAUUUAGCUUUUCGCAGGAACUUUUUGAAGAAAAAUACUAUUGGCAUCGUUCCUAAAAACGGUUAUAGGCUUACAGACGCCCAAUCGGCAAUCGCGUUACAGUGGCUAUCGUGGGAAGAGGAGAAACGUGGAGUUAGAAUUGAACACGCUGGCCGUGGAAAAGAAGUUAAGAUCAAUGGAAUGAAAGUUGAUGGGUAUGAUGGACAAAAUAUUUACGAAUUUCAAGGCUGCUACUUCCAUGGCUGUCCCAAAUGCUUUCCCUACGACCGUGAACUUGCUUUGAAAGAGGAUCCCUCUGACUCACUUCACUUGCGAUAUGAACGGACUAAAUCGAAAAUAGCAAAGUUGGGCGAUAACGUCGUACAAAUGUGGGAAUGUGAAUUUAGAAAGUUAAAAAAGACGGAAAACCUGAAACACCUAGAAAAGUUGCCGAUCCUCAACAAUUUACCUCUGAACCCGAGGCAAGCAUUUUUUGGGGGCCGAACCGGCAAUGCUAAAACCUAUCACAAAUGCGCUGAAGGGGAAACCAUUGAAUACGUGAAUGUAUGCUCUCUCUAUCCCUGGGUAUGUAAAUAUGGCAAGUACCCUGUAGGCCAUCCAACGAUCUAUGUAGGUGAUAGAGAGUGUAGGCAGAGAGGUCUUAAUGUUGAGGGUCUAUUGAAGUGUAAAGUACUCCCACCACGUGAUCUUUACCAUCCUGUGCUCCCGGCCAAAAUGAAUGACAAGUUAAUGUUUGUUUUGUGCGCGACUUGUGGAGAUGGUCAGAUUCAAAGUGAUUGUGACCAUGAAAGUGGUGACAGAGCACUAAUUGGGACCUGGACUAUGGACGAAGUUCGUAAAGCUGUAGAAAAGGGUUAUGUUGUACUCGACAUGUAUGAACUUUGGGAGUAUAAGGUAGCCACAUAUGAAAACGGAGGAUUGUUCACUGACUUUAUAAAUAAAUUUUUAAAAAUGAAACAGGAAGCAUCCGGGUUCCCGGGCUGGUGUGAAACCGAUGAGGACAAAAACAAGUACAUUGACGAUUAUUUUAAAAAAGAGGGUGUCCAGCUGGAAAAAGAUAAAAUUGUAAAGAAUGGUGGCUUGAGGUCUUUGGCUAAACUGAUGUUGAACUCGUUUUGGGGAAAAUUUGGUCAGCGUGAAAAUCAGACCAAAGCUACAAUUGUCAGAGACCCAAAAACACUUUUCAAAAUGUUAACCAGUCCUGAAAUUGAUGUAAAUAGAGUACAGAUUGUCAAUGACGAGGUUGUUGUUGUCAGCUGGGAGUACAUUGAUGAGCUUACACUACUGCCCAAGCGAGAUUGA